This is a messenger RNA of Helobdella robusta, 1425 nucleotides long. RefSeq lists its product as hypothetical. The record is from RefSeq and is a predicted model, not a curated record. The coding region runs from base 1 to 1425 and encodes 474 amino acids. NCBI's taxonomy places the organism in Eukaryota, Metazoa, Annelida, Clitellata, Rhynchobdellida, Glossiphoniidae. The transcript has 3 exons.
AUGAAGCUAAAAUUGUUAACGAUAUUUCUCCUCCUAAAUUCCUUCAAUUUCGUUUCGGCCCAGGGUAAUGCCGGAUCGCUAAUUGGGAUAAUAAUCGGCAUAAUAGCCGGUGUUGUGGUGAUCGUCCUAAUUUCACUAAUCUUCUACUUUUGCUACUUGAAGAAACGACGAUUAAAAGAUACUGGGGAUGAAAGACUAACUGCUCAAACAACAUCACAAAACCAACAAUCUACCUAUUACAAUCCUAACAAUUACGUUUCGAUUUCACAUCAAAAUCAACAAAAUAAUGCCCGAAGUCAUAGCUACAACAACGAUAAUAAUAAUAAUUCGUCAAAUAAUUUCACCAGCACAAAUGCAAGAUACAACCAACCACAAACAAGCCAACAAUUACCAUCACAGCCCCCACCGUAUUCUUCAAUACCAAACAACAACAUCCACGGCAACCAGAGAGCAAACAUCCAUUACACUGAAACUAGUGGCCGACACCCAGUCAGGGAAUCCUCGUCAUUAGGACACGACAAUCCAGCAUUUUUUAACAGGAGUGUCAGCAGUUUUGCAGACUUUCCAAGUAUGAGUGACAUCUUGCUUACAAGCAGUAAAAUGUCCAUACCCGCUGCUCUGAUGUUGGAGAAUAGAGGCUCUCAGUCCAACAAAUUUUCAGAGGGUGAGAGAGGUGACAGUAUACAAUCAAAGCAAGCAGUCAGACACGCAUACGACAACCCAAGAUUCUCAUAUUCACCAGAAAUGAAGACCAUGCAUAAUAGCACAAAACAUAAAAUCAACGUCAAAAAAGGAAACAGGGAUGUGCUGAAUGAACAUUUUGAAACUUACAGUGAUUCAGACUCUGAGAACGUCAACUUCGAUCCAAGUGAGAACUGGCUUGAUGCAGACCUGAGCAGAAGAUACAUAAAUAAAAACACGAAUGAAUUAGAUUACUACAGGCCAGCCAAACAAUCAAAAAAUCGUGUAACAUCACCUUCUACUGCUAGUAGCAGCGGGGAGAAUAAUUUCAAAUCAAAUAAACGUUCAAAUAACGAGGCAAGUAUUCACAAAACGUCAAACAGAAGAAAUGUGGAAGCAGACGAGAUGACAUCAUCCAUAGAUGCACCAAAAAAAAUCAGGACUAGCAACAAAAUUAAAAAAUCUAAAAAGAAAUCGGAUUCUAGUGAUUCGGGAGCAGAGGUUACGUUGGGAGAAAUUAGUAUGAACACCAAAGGAAAGGAUCCUAAUGGAACCUGUAAGAACAAAUCUUUUGAUAACAGACACAGUAAGGUUUCUUCUGAUUCUGGCGUCGAAGAAGGUGCAUUUUACGAUUCAAAAUUGAACAGAAUUAAAAAUAAUAGUUCAAAAUUGAAAUGGGCUGUUGUUGAUGAAAGUGAUGUCCUCUCAACGAUAUCUAGUAAUCAGUUGUCAACCGAAGUUUAG